CAAGGUUGACAGAUGCUGUGUGCAGUCGCUCCGCUUUCAGAAAACUUUAUACUUUCUUCAAUUUUCAUUUAUCUUAAAAAUGUGUGACGAUAGCAUCGAAGUAAUUAACAAGAUGCUUGAUGAAAUUGCAAAAGCGAAUCGAUACGAUGAAUGCCAAAUAAAAAUCAAGUCCGUUUCCAGUGGGGGCGCAAAUUACACCAGCUACCUCCACCAUGUCACCAUUUCAGCACCAGGGAAAGAUGACCUGAAGCUCUUCGUUAAAUUGGCAGCUCUGGGAGAAAAGAUCAGGUCCGCGGCAAGUUUCAUUAUUUUUGAAAUAGAAGAUUUCUUCUACAAGAAAUUAUUAAAGACCUAUGAAGCGAUAGAAGAACGGAACAUGGUCUCAUCAGAACACAGACUUGUCACGCCUAAGUUCUAUGCAAGCAACGACAAAUACUGUAAAGAAGUACUGAUUUUAGAGGAUAUGACGUCAAAAGGUUAUCAAGCGUUUAACCGGUUUGAAUCAAUAGACUGGAAAUAUGCGUCCAAAAGUAUUCAAAAUUUAGCAAAACUACAUGCUUUGUCUAUCGCCUGGUCAAUAGAUGAUCCAAAGGACUUUGAAAAUAACAAAAGUCUUGAGUUUAAUGCAUACAUAUCUAUUAGGUUGGACUUAUUAAAGAAUUCGAUAAAAAACACUAUAGAAGUAACGAGGCCGGAAAAUAAAGAGAAAAUAGAGAAGUUUUGUAAAGAAAUGACAGAAUAUGAUGUGUUUAGAGGUUUCUUAAACCCCAUCAGACGUCCUGUGAUAGUCCACGGUGACUACAGACCCAGCAACUUGCUGCAUAGGAAGCUUGAUAAUGGUGAAUACGACGUCGUCUCCGUGGACUACCAGACUUUAUUCAAGAGCAAUCCAAUGUUUGAUUUGAUGUAUUUCAUCUUCACGGGCUCCGACAAGAACUUCAGGAAGAAUUACUUCAAGAGAACAGUAGAACAUUACUACAAGGAAUUGCGCGCUGCUCUCGAGAGACUUAAUCUCGCUCCUGACGAUAUUUACCCGAGGGAGGAUUUCGAGUAUGAACUAGAAAAGAUGAUGCCGUUCGGUCUUUUGAUCAGCACGUUCGCGCUACCCAUCAUCACGGUGCAAGAGGAAGACGCGCCGAAGGUCACUAAGGACAUUGAUUUGAAUGAUUUUAUGGCCUUGCCGAGCAGUCUCUACAAGGAGAGGAUUAACGACAUUAUCGACGAUUACAUAGACAUGGGGCUGCUUUGA
Melitaea cinxia (Glanville fritillary) is the source of this 1249-nucleotide messenger RNA. RefSeq lists its product as uncharacterized. The transcript is spliced from 4 exons. NCBI's taxonomy places the organism in Eukaryota, Metazoa, Arthropoda, Insecta, Lepidoptera, Nymphalidae. Bases 80 to 1249 code for a protein of 389 amino acids. The record is from RefSeq and is a predicted model, not a curated record.